GAGAGCGAAAGGAAAAAAAUAGGUCAGCAAGGUCUGACCAUUCGAGGGCUGCCUCCUUUUUUCUCAUACAACCCCCACCGCUCUCUCUAUCUGCCGAUCUCUCAUCCUGAGAGAGGACCGCCACGCCAGAUCUAACACCUCCUCCGACUCGCCCCGUCUCACCAUGUCGUCCUUUUUCGAACCUGAUACUUCGCUCCUCUUCGACCCUUCCUCUCAAAUGGACGAAGUCCCUUCCUCUUUCCUCUCCUUCUCCUCCUUUGCUGCUCUGGCAAACAUUGCCUCCUCACCUUGGAGCUCUUCGUCACCUGAAAGUGAUACGCACCAAAACACCAGCAGCAAAUACAAUCGACGAUCAAGCGGGUACUUUUUACCGUCAGGGUCAGACGCUUCCACACCUCCGUCCUUGUCAGACGAAGGGGACUUGUUCUACACCCUCGAAGGCGCUUGUGACCCUUUGACGCCUGAUUCACCGUCUUACGGAUUAUUCCACUCACCUUGUCCGCCUCAGAGCUCCAAGCUUCGAACGACGAGUCUUCAGGCAUCUGCGACUGAUAUCUGGAACACUCCUCGGACGUCUACCCCGACACUUUUGUCAAAAGCUUCCAUCGAGUCUGUCGCAGAGGCAUCCUCUUCAUCACCUUCCUCUUCUCACACAGCUUCGAGCUCUCGAAACGUCCACGCUUCCCCUCUUCGAACAGCUUCCAACCCUGUUCUCGGCUCGACUUAUCGUCCGAAAAAGAUCAAGCAGAUCGCUUCGAUGCCAGCUUUGAACGAGGAGGACUCGCUUCCAGCCAACAUUUUCGACAACUUGGACAUUGACAGCGUGCUUGGAUUGCCACUUUUUGGAAACAGCCAAAAGCCUGUCGAAUUCCAAGAGGCGCUUCAGGACGACGCGCUAGUCGAAGAUUUCGGAUGGGUAUUCAGCGACUAUGGACUCGGCGCCAGCAGCAGCGGAAGUGGCAGCACCAUCGUGCCCACUGACAGCACCAUCUUCGCCGCUUUUCAUGAGCAGCCAUCGACCUCUUCCUGUUCGGUGCCAAUGUCAACGAAUUCAUUAUUUGAAUCAACGCAGGACGUUGAUCCAGCCAUGAUGGCGUUUUCAGAGUCGAACCAGAUUUUCACCAUUGACCCUAUGGAGUUUAUGGGAUCCAUAGCUGGAGGCAACGGGUUGAAUGUCAGCUCAGAGCUUGGAGGAAUACCGGCCUCGCUGGGAGAAGGAUCUGGAUCUUUGAUGAGCAUACCAAUGGGAGAAGUCAUGUCAAGGAGUUGUUCCUCUGACGAUGGCGCCUCUCAACGCAGUGCUCUCAGCCAGGAUCCCUUCUCAUAUGUAUCUCAGCAGGUCCAACCUUCCUUCUACUCCACUGUCAACGCCCUUUCGUACAACUUGCCACAACAACAAGUUGUCAUGCCGCCGUCACCCACCCAACCCCUGCGCACACUGAAAGCUUCACGACCGGGUCUCUCUGUCCAGAUCCAACCGACUGGACAUUCGACCUAUCGUAUCGCCUCAACUCACACUACUCUUCCACCCACUCCCACUUCUGCGACAUUUGAAAACAUGUCAUCCCAGCAGCCAUUGCCCAUCGCUCGGAAUAGUCGAAUCCCUAACAAUCGAUCGUCCGUCUCGAGCGGUUCAUCCAUGGACUCUGAGAUUCCCAUGCCACCCGUCGUUGCUCGAGCUGCCGCCAUUGUCGCCAUGCAAGAAGCCAAGCAACAAGCUCAACGUCAGGAAUACCGUCGUCAGGCCGCUUCUCGACGCGUAGGUAUGGCCGAGGCUUCUGUUCUUCAACCCUACGCCAUGAAUGCUCGACAGGAGCAAAUCACUGGAUGGACGGGAGGAGCCGUUCCGCAGGUUCCAGCCAUGCAGUACAGUGUAACUCAACCCAUGGUCACUGUUCACCCACCUCCGAUGACUUACUCCCUCUUGCCAACGCAAUCUCAACCGGGACCCAGUCAUCCAUCUCAUCGUAUCCACCCUCCUCCUCACCCUGGUACCGCGUCUCGACCUAUCGCCCGUCUUCCCUCCACUCCUACUCGAGCCCGCAAGGUCUCUGCAUCCCCCUCAAAGCGAACUCCAUCUCGUAAACGAGCGAGUCCAGAGACAGCUGGAGGAUUCUCAUGGGGUGCUGCGACCUUCAUCAACUUUACGUCGGAUGAUGCUGAAAAGCUCUUGACGGGAGUUGCACCGAGCGGUAGUCAAGCCAAGCGAAAGAGGGAAGAAGAGGCUCGAGCGCAGGAAGAGUUGACGAUGGGCGAGAGGAAAAGGAGCAAGAGUGGCGAGCAGUAGUGUGCCGUGUCUUUCAAAUCUCGCGAGAUCGUCGUCGUCGACAUCGGAGAAAAAACUAACGCCGGCCCGCCUUUUUCUUGUCGUCUUACAUGCCUCGCUGUGAUUGUAGUAGAUUAGCCGUACCUUGUCUUGUCCUACUAU
Messenger RNA from Kockovaella imperatae, 2428 nucleotides. RefSeq lists its product as hypothetical. The record is from RefSeq and is a predicted model, not a curated record. NCBI's taxonomy places the organism in Eukaryota, Fungi, Basidiomycota, Tremellomycetes, Tremellales, Cuniculitremaceae. The coding region runs from base 164 to 2287 and encodes 707 amino acids. The transcript is spliced from 2 exons.